Molecule: messenger RNA, 2754 nt
Organism: Agelaius phoeniceus (red-winged blackbird)
Lineage: Eukaryota; Metazoa; Chordata; Aves; Passeriformes; Icteridae
Gene: MARCHF3
Product: membrane associated ring-CH-type finger 3
Biological process (GO): protein ubiquitination
Molecular function (GO): zinc ion binding; ubiquitin-protein transferase activity
Source: RefSeq, a predicted model, not a curated record
GCAUGUCUGAGCCACUGCCUGGGGGCCCGUAGGCUUGAGCUCGGAAAGGAUGGGGACCCGCUGCCCAGCGCCAUGAGGACCAACCGCUGCAGCCACCUGCCUGGAGUGCCUCCAGAUCAUCCACACCCUGCAGCCCCUGAUGGGAAGAGCCUGCCUGGCAGCAGCGGGGGCCUGGCCACCAGCUGUCCCCAGUAUGUCAUGCAGGUGUCCUCCAAGGAUGGGCAGCUGCUCUCGUCCGUGGUGCGGAACCUGGCCGUGCAGAGCAGCUCCUUCAAUGACCGGCCCAUCUGCAGGAUCUGCCACGAGGGCAGCAGCCACGAGGAGCUGCUGUCCCCCUGUGAGUGCACGGGGACCUUGGGGACCAUUCACCGCAGCUGCCUGGAGCGCUGGCUGUCCUCCUCCAACACCAGCUACUGUGAGCUCUGCCACUUCAGGUUUGCAGUGGAGCGCAAGCCCAGGCCACUGGUGGAGUGGCUGAGGAACCCGGGCCCCCAGCACGAGAAGAGGACCCUCUUUGGGGACAUGGUGUGCUUCUUGUUCAUCACCCCGCUGGCCACCGUCUCUGGCUGGCUGUGCCUGCGAGGAGCCGUGGACCACCUGCACUUUAGCAGUAGGCUGGAAGCUGUUGGCCUCAUUGCACUCACUGUGGCACUCUUCACUAUUUACCUCUUUUGGACCCUGGUGUCCUUCAGGUACCACUGCCGGCUGUACCACGAGUGGCGUCGGAACAAUCAGCGGGUGAUGCUCCGCAUCCCAAAAUCUGCCAACGUCCCCUGCACCCAGCAGUCCCUGCUGGGCCUGCAGCCCCUCAAAAGGAGCUCCAAGGAGACAAUCGUGUGAUUUGGGGUGCAGCUGCGCACUAAAGGAGGUUUGUUUUUCCUCAGACCCAUCGGGGUCGGGCACCCAGAACCCAGGAAUGUGCAAUUUGGAUUUACAGACUGAGUGCAGAGGGAUAAAUCACAGUCAGAAUUCAAUCCAUCAGCCGUGGAUGCUGCAGUCAUCUGUGGCAUUUGCUGAGCUGCCAAACGUGUUUAGUGAGCAGGGACCCUAUGGAUUCUGCAAAUAUGUUAAUUGUUGCGUCAUCGAGAGAUGCAAAAUUCUUUUAUUGUUUAAAGUAUUAAACUAUGGUAAUUAACAAUGCAAAACAGGUUUAAAAAGUGCUUUGUUUUUAUGAUUUCUUGUUCCUACAGUAAUGUUUCUUUAGGCAGCUGGACAGCAACCAAUAUUUAUUUCUGCUUCUUAAAGCGCAGCAAUGGCAUUUCCUCAUUUGAUUUUAUCUGCAGGUCCAUUAUACCAAUGUUUUGAUUAUUAAAAUCUCUGUGCAAUGAGCUCUACAAAUUGGCACAUUAUUUAAAUGCUGCAAAGUGAUUUGAAAAUUGUAUUACCCAUUUCCUAUUUGGCAGGGAAGGUCUGACAGGAAGAUUCUUCAGUUAUGACUCUAGCAUGUGCAAGAGAAAAAUUACACAAAUUGCAAUAAUCUUCCUGUCAAAAGUAUUAUAGUGCACAGCACUCAGGAAAAAAAAAAGAUAUUCUGCUUUUCCAUGAAGAAGCACCACCACAUUCUUCAGUGAAGUGCACAUUCUGCUGGUGUGAAUUCAAACUUAGCCAACAUAUCCUGCAUUUAUACCAGGCUGAAUUUAACUCUACAGCUUACUUUUGUGUAGGGAAAGCUCUGCAUACAUAAUGAAUGAGAUCAUCAGAUAAGUUUUAGGAAGCAGGGACUCAUCUUGCAUGAAGAACAGCAUUAUUUUAAAGCAGCAGAAACUCCAGCUUGACAGGUAGGAUUUGGCAGAGUGUGUGCAAACCCUGACCUCUCAUGGUAGCACUGAGACAAAAAAAAAAUUUAAAAAUAUUUAAUAACACAGUCUUCUAUGGUGACCAAUUGAAUUUGGAGUGUAAAAUCAAGACCUUAUUCCUGGGUGACUUUAUCUGCUUCCCCUCUGUUUUAUGCCUAAUUCAUUCAGCAAUCCUUCACUCCCAGAAGAGACACACUUAUUUUAAAUAACUACACAAAAUCUCAUUGCCAAAAGCUGCUAGAAUUAGAAAUUGAUACAGAGCCCCUCUGAACAAAUGAAUUUCUUAAAACUGUGCACGGAUGGCAGUACCACCAUGUGCUUUGUUUUCCAAAAACUGCAGGAACUGAAAAUCAAAAGGAAGACAUAGCAGAAAGGCUAAAAAUUUGUUAUUCAUAAAGUUCAAGGUAUUAUGGGUAUUUACCAUCAGACAAGAAGUUAUUUGAUGCUUUGUGUGUGCUCUGUGGGGGUGAAAAAGCUUAGUACACAAAGCCAAAUCUGUUAAAUUUCUUUAUUCUGUCUGUGGACCAGUCUAGCUGUGAGCAUGUUAUUUAAGAAUGUUCUUUGUGACUGUCAGUCAUGGGGAUAGGAGAACCAUGGGGAUAUAAAGCAACAACAGCCUCAUUCCAACAGAAAGGCACUUACACAAUGAGCCAAGGUGUGUAGGAAGGCCAUGAACCUGCAGAUCUGUACUCAUCUGUCUGACAAGGCUGGGGUUGCUCAUGUUUGGCUGUGAAUAACUGCUUCUCUUCCUGAGAAAACUAAACAAGGCUCUGGAAAUAAGGAUAUCACAAUCCCUGUGAUAGCCAAGACCUGUUGUCCUUUUAAUUUUUUUUAUACCUCUUCUCAAUGGUAAAUAAUUAUUUGGAAUGAAGACUGAACACUCAUUUAUGCAGAAUUCCAGGUUUUAAAUAAAUAUCUGCUGGCCAGGGGCAAAGAAAUAAAGCAAAUCUAGCUGGGU